This is a messenger RNA of Epinephelus fuscoguttatus (brown-marbled grouper), 3565 nucleotides long. Its product is annotated as CD209 antigen-like protein C. The transcript is spliced from 4 exons. Bases 46 to 846 code for a protein of 266 amino acids. The record is from RefSeq and is a predicted model, not a curated record. Lineage: Eukaryota; Metazoa; Chordata; Actinopteri; Perciformes; Serranidae.
UCAUAUAAAAAAACCAGACGCAGACACUGACCACAAAUUUCACAGAUGUCAGUGGCACUGAACUGCAAGUCACUGGAGGCUGGGGAAGACAGUGUGAACCUGAUGGCUUAUGAUGGCAGAUCAAAGUAUGGAUGUCGAUCUCAAAUGUCAGUGUGGAUUGGAGCUGCUGGAGUGUGUCUGGGGCUUCUUCUGCUGAUUCUGAUCUUAGGUGUGGUGGCCCACAAUUCCGGUGCCAUCAGUCACUGGGACGUGAAGUGUGAAAACCUGAUCUACAGCCUGACUGUCGACAGAGACAAUCUGAGAAAUGAGCUGGACCAACUGAAGAUUCAAUCCAGCAACCUGACGAGAGAUAUGGAGGUACUUCAGAGCCAAUACAACACCAUGGCGGCGAGUCGAGAUAAACUACAAGAGGAGGUCAUAAGGUUAAACGAGACACUCAGAACCAGAAGCAAAGACUCAAACAGAACAGGUCAACCUUGCAUCCAAGGAUGGAAAACAUUCGGGAACAAGUGCUACUAUUUCUCUCCCAGCGGAGUGACUAAAACCUGGGAAGCCAGCAGGAAAGACUGUAAAGAGAGAGGAGCAGACCUGGUGAUUAUAACCACACAGGAAGAGCUGUUAUUUGUCAGCAAAAUGUAUGCAGUCACCUGGAUCGGUUUGACUGACAGAGAGCAGGAGAACACGUGGAAGUGGGUGGAUGGGACUGAUCUAGUAGGCGAAUUCUGGCAAGCCGGGGAGCCCAAUAAUAGUGAUGGAGAUGAGGAUUGUGCUGAGGUCUCACGUUCGGCAAAGAAAUUUAAUGACGUGCCUUGUAGCAGAAGAUUUUCAUGGGCAUGUGAGGCUUGAAUCCCUGUGGCUAGCCAUUCAUUUGUCUUUCACUUCAUGUAAUUCAAGCCCUAUCAGCCAUUGUACAGUAGGCUAUCCCACUGUCUCGCGAUCUGAUUGUUAUUACUCUUCCAUACAAUAACAGACAGCCCUUCAAAUAUACUGUUACUUUAUUCUUUUAAUUUCUUUUAUGAAAUAAAAGCUCUAAAUAAAUGUAAAUGUGAUAUAUCCAUUGAAUGAGCUUCCUUUAGUUUUCAUUAUCUUACUUAUUAAUAUUUUGUUCCUACUUGUAUCAAUAAUUUGUAAUUAAAAGCAAAAAAAUACAAGUGUAAGUACAAAGUUGUAUCUUCUGGAUGUUUUCUUCGACUGCUUCUAAAAUAAACAAUAAAAACAUGGAAAAUAGAAUAAUGGAUUGACUCAUUUUAUAUUUCGCAAUUUCCUUAUUUAAAUCUUGCAGCAUCAGAGGUUGCUGCAUUGAGUAAAGCUGAAGAAUCAGCAGUUUAGUCCAAGAGGAGAUUUAUCUCUGGCUUCCUGCUGCUCCAUAGAUGACAGUGAGGACUCCAGAGGCCCAUCGAGUUGAACGUCUUUCCGUGUACAGAUAACAUCCUUUAUGCUUGCAAAAAAAAAAAAAAAUCUGGCUUGAAAAAUAUUUCCGACCUAGCAGUGCAACAUGCUUAUAUCACAUGAUAGGAUACAGGGUCUUAUAUGGGUUGAAGUCAUUCUAAUGGCCAGUUACACCGAAUUGAACUAAGCUCAUUGCCCUUUAAGAGGUUAUAUCAACAUUGGUUCAUAUAACCCAAGCCCUGGUUAAACAUUAACUGUGGCUUACCAUAAGAAACUACUCUCACCAAGUGAAGUAACACAAAACUAUUUUGCUUCACAAUUUGAUUAAAAGAAAAAACUGUGCUGUCAGAAAACCUCUCUCCAGCACUUGAUAUUUCAGCUCCAUGUUUUAACGCAAACAUGGUAAAUGUGACAAGGUCUGUUUGGAAAUCAGUUCUUUCCUCUCUUCAGCUGCGACUCUAACCUUUAAGCUAAUAUUUACUUUACAAGCUUCUUUGCUCCUGCACUGGGUAGGUUAACCAGCACACACACUAUUGUUCCUUAGCCUUCAUUUCUUUUCAAACAGAGUUAAAGAAAUCAAUGUCAUCAAUAGUUUCAGAUUUUUUUCCUCUCACUAUUGUUUCUGAGCUGUGUUGUCUGUUGGCAGCAGCUCACACAGAGAGGAGCCAAGCUCUCCAACAAACUGACAAAGCCAGAGUAAAGUUGCUGCCUUCAGUCGGUGUUGGAAUUACCACAAGUGCUGGAUGAGCACAUACCAUUACAAUGUGAAUGAUUGCACAGUUAUCAAGAAUUGACAUUUAGGGUGUGGAGAGUGUAAAAGCCAUGCAAACAGGUGGAGGAUCGUUGUUCAGGUGUUUCGUCAUUGUAAACACAUCCUGGUGCCUUUUAUUACAUACUUGAUAUACUACCUAUACUACCAACAUUUGAUGCAGACAGUAGAUUUACUCUGCUGAAACCAAAUUCAUUGGCAUGUUAUAACCAUCAAUACAUGGGUUGUCUUGACUGACAUGAGGAAAAUGCAUUUGGUUGUCAUUCAUUAUGGGUAAUGUAUUUUCUAGUGUCCCUUUCUGUUGUAAUAAGCAAUUUCUACCUAAUAAAUUAAAAGCGUAGUUAUAUGACUCGUCCACAUUUUAAUGGCCUCAUCCAGCCCAUGUUGCACAUAUAAGAAGUGGUGUAAGAAGUUCUUAAGUUAAAGUACCAAUACUACUCUAUGCAUAUACUCUGCUACUAGUAAAAGUAUGUAAGUACCAGCAAACCUCACUCUGCUGAAAAAAUGUCUCCAUCUGUGUUGUGCUAUUAAAUAUGAUGCUUCUGGAUUAUUAUUUCUGGUGCAUUCAUGUGUAUCAAUAUUCCUGUGUGUUGGAUUUAGUGGCAUCUAGCAGUGAGGUUACUCCCGUGUGCCAAGCGUGCAGGAGAAUGGUGGCUGUUGCAAAAACACAAAUUGCCCUGUCUAUAGCCAGUGUUUUAAUUUGUCCCUUCUGGGCUACUGUUGAAACAACAUGGCUGACUCCAUGGGAGAGGACCCGCUCUGUGUGUAGAUAAAUGGCUCAUUCUGAGGUAACAAAAACACAAUGAUUCUUAGUUUCAUGUGAUUAUAAACUAUAAUUGAAACAUAGUUAUCAAUAUUAUAUACUUUUUUUCUGCCAAUAGAUGUCCCUAAAUCCUACACACUGGACCUUUAAUGUACAUGAAUAUAUAUGGUAGUUAUUUGAUAACAGAAUUUGACUUGUCUUAACUAUAUGUUGCAUUUUUCUGCUUUUUAGGUUGUAUUUAUUCUAGCUAUUACGUACUGCAUUUUACUGUGUAUACUGCUGGGUAGUUUAAUUUGAAGCAAUGCAUCAGAUUCUUUAAGAUCAUCAUGUUUGUAGCAUCACUGUCUUUUGAGAAUACGUAUAAGGAGAAUCAUUAUCAAUUAGUAUUAUCAAAAAAAAAAAAACAACAACACUAUUAUAAGCAUCACAUUGAGGUGCAGAGUUUGUAGUGUGUAGGAAGGUUAUGAAAAAUUCUAAUAUUAAAUGUAACUAAGGCUGUCAGAUAAAUGUAGCGGAGUGUAAAGCACAAUAUUAGCCUCUGAGAUGUGGAAUAGUAUUAUAAUUUUGCAUAAGAUGGAUGGAAGUGCCGCGAAAGUAUGUAAUGUAAAUGUAUAUUCCACCACUGCAUAAAAUCUUGUUCAAAU